Tachyglossus aculeatus (Australian echidna) is the source of this 1830-nucleotide messenger RNA. Its product is annotated as vomeronasal type-2 receptor 26-like. NCBI's taxonomy places the organism in Eukaryota, Metazoa, Chordata, Mammalia, Monotremata, Tachyglossidae. Gene Ontology annotation, biological process: G protein-coupled receptor signaling pathway. The record is from RefSeq and is a predicted model, not a curated record. Gene Ontology annotation, molecular function: G protein-coupled receptor activity. Gene Ontology annotation, cellular component: membrane.
AUGUGGUUUGACUUAAACAAUACGUUGGAAAAUAGGUCCUUGGACUUCUGGGACAUGAACAUGUCUCCCCGGGUUUACAGCGUGUACAGUGCUGUAUACGACAUCACUCACGUCCUCCACCAAGGGAUCUGGGCUGAGAAGGACAUGGAGUCAUCAGAAGAUGGACCAAGUCGGAUCCCUCAUCCAUGGCAGCUUCACAUAUCUCUGAAGAACACUCAGAUCCACACCGGCGCUGGUGAGCAGGUCCAUCUGGAUGACCUCGGCUGGAGUACCAGUAGGUUUGACAUCCUGAACUCUCAGAUUUUGCAGAACGGCACCAAGGUCUACGUCAGAGUUGGAGAGUUCAUCCCCUUGGCCCCAGCUGGCCAGGAGUUCAUCAUCAAUGAGGAGAGGAUCAUGUGGGAUGGGCUAUUUUCUCAGGUAAUAAAGGAGGAGGAGGAGCAGCAGGAGGAGGAGGAGGUCAUUUCCAUUGUGUCGGCCAAGACGGUCACUGUGGUUUUGGCCUUCACGGCCAUUGGGCCGGGGAGCAGAAUGAGCAAGAGGCUGGGGACCAGAGUGCCUUCCUCCAUCACCUGCACCUGCUCCCUCGUCCAAGUGGGCAUCUGCACGGUCUGGCUGGGGAUCUCAGAUCCGUUCCCCGACGUGGACGUGGCGUCCGAGGACUGGGUCAUCAUCAUCCAGUGCACUGAGGGCUCCGCCACAGCUCUCUACUGUGUCCUGGGCUAUAUGGGGCUCCUGACCCUGGUCAGGUUCGCGGGAGGAAAGGCUCAAUGUCCUGCCCAUUUCACUCUUUCCCUCCUCACACAUAACCUCCGCUCCGUGUGUAGCGAGAGCUGCCAGACAGGUUUCAGGAAAACGGCUCGAGAAGGGAAAACCGCCUGCUGCUACGACUGCGUAUCCUGUGCCGAGGGAGAGAUCAGCAAUCGGACGGAUACGGAUCAAUGUGUCAAGUGCGCCGAAAAUGAAUUUCCAAAUCCUCAAAGAGAUCAGUGUAAUCCAAAAGGGGAGAUCUUCCUUUCCUACGAGGAACCGCUGGGAAUGGUUCUGGUGUCUUUAGGCCUCUGUUUCUCUCUCCUAAGCGCUCUGAUUUUGGGGGUCUUUGUCCACCGCCAGAACACCCCCAUAGUGAAAGCUAACAACUGCAGUCUCAGUUACACGCUCCUCACUGCCCUCUUGCUCUGCUUCCUGUCCUCCUUGACCUUCCCCGGCCUAGUCACCUGCCUCCUGCGACAGAUAACCUUCGGAGUCAUCUUUUCAGGGGCCAUUUCCGCCGUGCUGACUAAGAUAGUCACUCGGAUCCUAGCCUUCAAGGCUACCAGGCCGGGGAGCAGAAAGAGGACAUGGCUGGGGCCCAGGGUGCCUUUCUCCAUUGUCCGCAUCUGCUCUCUCAUCCAAGUGGGCAUCUGCACAGUCUGGCUGGGGACCUCCCCCCCGUUCCCUGACAGGGAAAAGGCUUCUGAAGCCGAGGUCAUCAUCAUCCAGUGCAACGAGGGCUCCGCCACAGCCUUCUACUGCGUCCUGGGCUACAUCGGACUCCUGGCCCUAGUCAGCCUCAUGGUUGCCUUCCUGGCCAGGAAGCAGCCAGACAGCGACAAUGAGACCAGGUUCAUCAUGUUCAGCAUGUUGAUGUUCUUCAGCGUCUGGGUCUCCUUUCUGCCCAUGUACCUGAGCACCAAGGGCAAGGCCAUGGUGGCCGUGGAGGUCUUCUCCUUCCUGGCCUCCAGCGCCGGGCUCCUCUGCUGUAUCUUUAGGCCCAAGGUCUACGUGAUCUUGCUAAGGCCAGACAGGAACAUCAGAGGGCGGCUCCUGGGGCGGCAGGGGAAUCCUUAA